UGUUGAGUGAAAUAAAGCAGCAAAUCUUUCGAAGAAGCCAUGUUCCGCAACCAAUACGAUAGCGAUGUGACCGUGUGGAGUCCGCAGGGACGUCUUCACCAAGUUGAAUAUGCCAUGGAAGCUGUAAAGCUUGGUUCUGCGACAGUGGGAUUAAAAAAUAAGGAUUGUGCCGUGCUCAUUGCACUGAAGCGCGCAUCCUCUGAACUCUCGUCUCACCAGAAGAAAAUAAUUUCCAUUGACGAUCAUCUGGGAUUGUCUUUUGCUGGAAUUACUGCAGACGCUAGGAUUCUGAGCCGUUAUCUGCGACAGGAAUGCCUGAAUUACAAAUAUGCGUACGAUGCGUAUUACCCGGUAGGUCGUUUGAUCAGUAACCUAGGCAACAAGAUGCAAGUAUGUACGCAGCGCUAUGAUCGUCGCCCAUACGGUGUUGGGUUACUGGUGAUUGGUUACGAUGAUCAGGGACCGCAUAUUUACCAAACGUGUCCCAGUGCCAAUUUCUUCGACUGUAAAGCUAUGUCGAUUGGAUCGCGCUCCCAGAGCGCUCGUACGUAUCUGGAGAAGCAUUUGAAUACCUUCGGGGAUUGCACGAAGGACGAGCUCAUCCGCCACGGGGUUCAGGCCCUGCAGGACACGUUGCCGAACGAAGUCGAACUUAACAAUAAAAAUAUUUCGAUUGCUAUCGUUGGCAAGGGAGAAAAUUUCCAUGUCCUGGAAGAGCAAGAGAACGAUAAGUAUCUAAGCAACAUCGUGCGCCGUGGUGGUGCAGCAGCAGAAGCAUCUUCCGGCACUCAACCACCCCGUGACGAUGGUGAUGAUCAACCCCCAAACGUACCAGCGGAUCCGAUUCCAGUUGUAGCGAUGGAAACAUAGAGGAUUCACCUACGAAACUAAAAGAGUUGUAUAUAGCGCUACGCUUGCUGUUUCAAUCAUAUCGUUAUGAAUACAACUUAACUUUGGGUUUCGAGGGAAUACAGUUCGAAAAUUUCAGGGUGGGAGUUUGAUUUCCAGCUGAGUUGCUGUGAUUCGAACUCCCACCCGGAAUCAAUUUUCUACACCAAAAUAAAAGGUGAAUAUAAUAAUAAUAAUGCAGGCAAUGGAGUUGGUUUCGAAUUGUAUUUUCAAUAAAAAACACAAAA
This is a messenger RNA of Anopheles nili, 1136 nucleotides long. RefSeq names its product proteasome subunit alpha type-1 (gene Prosalpha6). The record is from RefSeq and is a predicted model, not a curated record. NCBI's taxonomy places the organism in Eukaryota, Metazoa, Arthropoda, Insecta, Diptera, Culicidae. The coding region runs from base 40 to 870 and encodes 276 amino acids. Gene Ontology annotation, cellular component: proteasome core complex; proteasome core complex, alpha-subunit complex; nucleus. The transcript is spliced from 2 exons. Gene Ontology annotation, biological process: ubiquitin-dependent protein catabolic process.